Molecule: messenger RNA, 1140 nt
Organism: Colossoma macropomum (tambaqui)
Lineage: Eukaryota; Metazoa; Chordata; Actinopteri; Characiformes; Serrasalmidae
Gene: bod1
Product: biorientation of chromosomes in cell division 1
Exons: 4
Coding region: 274-741 (155 amino acids)
Source: RefSeq, a predicted model, not a curated record
UAUAACAAAGAAAAAGACGAGGAAGUGUCUUUACACGACCGUUAACGUGAGAAUUUUGUUUUUGUUUAUACUUACAUUUUUGUUUUUUCUUGUCUGAAGUGGAGACUUGUCGCAUUUCGCCACAGUGGCUUCAAACAAGGGCGAAUUCUCCUCAUUCAAAGGGAACCGUCAUCUAAAAUCAGGGCAAAGCAGCUGCUUAACUUGCUAGCUGCCACUAGCCACUGCUAGCUAGCAUAAUACAGCCUAACUGUUUAAUGUAGUUUAACGUUAAAUAUGGCAGAAAACACGAACAGCGCUGCAAAUCUUCCUCCGGGAGAUCCGCAGCUCAUCGCCCUGAUCGUAGAGCAUCUGAAGAACCGAGGCUUGUUUGACGAGUUUAGAAGAGACUGUCUGGCAGACGUGGACACUAAGCCAGCUUAUCAGAAUUUGAGACAGAAGGUGGACAACUUUGUCGCGAAUCACCUCAGCACUCAAGAAUGGAGUCCGUCAAUCAACAAGAACCAAGUCCGUAAUGGACUGCGACAAAGUGUAGUGCAGUCUGGGAUGUUGGAGUCUGGAGUGGACCGAAUUAUAACCCAGGUGGUGGAUCCCAAACUGAACCAUAUCUUCAGGCCCCACAUUGAGAAAGCCAUUCACGAUUUCCUGGCCUCAGACAAGAAAGAGGAUGGGGCAUCAAAUUCAACCGCUGAGGCCGACCAGCAAGAUGCCACCAGCAGCAACACCACUCCGAAAACACAAUAAGUACAGUCCAGGUGCCAUGUGAUCCUGAUGGAUGGAAUAUACGUGGAGUAUCAACAGACUUAUACUGAGGAAAUACUCCCAUACUGGAAAUGUACUGCAUGUUUGGGAACAUGCUCAGACUUCUUGUAGUACAGUCCUUUUGUGUACGAGCAUGUAAAACAUGAGAAGGACAUGUUGUUCAGUCUAUGCACUAUAUCAGUGUCACUAUGAAAUCAUCCGUGAAUGCGAACACAGGUGAAAGAACUGAAUAAUUGGCCAGUUGAAAUGAAAUCAUUUCAUUAAUAGAAUUGUUUUUGCGAAGAGGAAACUGAAACCAUUCAAUCUGACUUUGUGAAUUGCUUCCUUUUUCAUUAGAUUGUAACAGGGUACGUUUUUACUAAUAAACAGUACUUAAUAGGG